Molecule: messenger RNA, 1608 nt
Organism: Trypanosoma cruzi
Lineage: Eukaryota; Euglenozoa; Kinetoplastea; Trypanosomatida; Trypanosomatidae
Product: glutathione synthetase, putative
Exons: 1
Coding region: 1-1608 (535 amino acids)
Biological process (GO): glutathione biosynthetic process
Cellular component (GO): cytosol
Molecular function (GO): ATP binding; glutathione synthase activity; glutathione binding
Source: RefSeq, a predicted model, not a curated record
AUGGAACUCUUGGGGGACGCUGAACAACUUGUGGCGAAGUGCAUGAUGUUGGGACUCACAAUACAGAUGGCAGGGCAUGAGGAUGCAACCACACAUCUUGCAGUGACGCUGCAGCCGACGACGAUGCGCCGUGGCGAAUUUGAUGUGCUUUGCCGUCGCCAGCUGCUGUGGAACGAGGCAGUAAAUAACACGGCAAGGAAUUUUCAAUUUCUGUUAGAUGCGCUGCGUGAGACGGCGGCCAGUGACACGGAAUUUACGGGGAAACUUGUGAAAAUACUGAGGGAUGUAUAUCUUGGCACCUCCCCCUAUCAGCCCCUCAUGCUUGGCAUAUUCCGCACGGACUACAUGCGUGACGGUGCAGCAGCAGCAGCAGCAUCGACAGUAGCGGAAACGAUGGAAGAGGACGCGGCGGCGUGGAAGAAUGUGGAGAUCAACACCAUCAGCUCCUCCUUUGCCGGCCUCUCUCCGCUUGUCAGCGAUUUUCACCGGCAGAUCGCUAUGUACCAACGCGCAUUGGGUGGUGGCAGCGCCAAGAACACCGCCGAUGGCCACGAAAAUAAUGAUGCCAGGCCCAACCUUGACAACGCUGGGGUGUUGGAGCGGAGCACAGCAGCGAAGAUUGUUCCAGAAGCUCUUGCGGCGGCAGUGGCAGCGUGGUCAAGCCAGCAGGACUUUGAAGCCUUUCGUGACGCCUACGGAAAGGAGCAGCAACACUGUCGGUUAUUAGAACCCAUCGUACUUUUCAUUAUUCAGGAAAACGAGCGAAACACAGCCGAUCAAUUUGCGUUGAUAUUUGAGUUACUUGAGUCACAUGGAAUCCCCUCGUUACGGCGAACACUGAGGGAGCUGCAGGUGAGUAUGAAGCUGCAUCCUGUGCCCAACGGACCGCCACUGGCUAUUGUGGAUGAACGUUACCCUGUUGCUGUGGCCUACUUUCGCAGCACAUACGUGCCGGCAGACUUUCCGACGAAGGCGUCAUGGGAUACACGACUUGCGGUGGAGCAGAGUAGUGCCAUCAAGUGUCCGAGUAUUCCAUACCAUCUCCUUACGUUUAAGAAAUUCCAACAACUCUUCUGUGAUGUGGGUAAUGUUCUCACACCCAUAGCGUUUUGUGGUGACGCAGUAAGAGCACUUCAGCUGCAGACUCACUUUGUGCCACAGUACUCUCUUAACCCUGCGGAGGUGGGUGAGGAUGCGGUGCAACGCGUUAUAGAUGAUGCGCUGCAACAUCCAGCACGUUAUGUGCUGAAACCGCAGCUGGAGGGCGGAGGUAAUCUUAUCGCCGGUCAGGCCAUGCAGGAAGUGCUGCGAAAAAAAGAACUUACGGACCCGUUGCUGUACAACAGAGUCAGGCGGGAGUAUAUUUUGAUGUCCCGCAUCGAAUUCCCUGUGCGUUCCGGCGCUUUCCUCGUAAAUGGAAAAGUUGUGCAGCUUGAGAAGAACAUUUGCUCUGAGCUUGGCAUCUAUGGCGUGAUUCUCUCCGACGCGGGUGGUUGUUUGCUGCAGAACGCCUGUGCCGGCUACGUGGUGCGCUCAAAGCCUGCAGACGUGGAUGAUGGCGGUGUCAUGGCGGGUGUCGCCGCCCUCGAUUCACUGGCGCUUGUUUAA